This is a messenger RNA of Bicyclus anynana (squinting bush brown), 725 nucleotides long. Its product is annotated as aldo-keto reductase AKR2E4-like. Gene Ontology annotation, cellular component: cytosol. Gene Ontology annotation, molecular function: aldose reductase (NADPH) activity. NCBI's taxonomy places the organism in Eukaryota, Metazoa, Arthropoda, Insecta, Lepidoptera, Nymphalidae. Bases 108 to 725 code for a protein of 205 amino acids. The record is from RefSeq and is a predicted model, not a curated record. The transcript is spliced from 5 exons.
GUUUAGAACAACAUCUCUAGUACCUACGUAAUAUAAUAAUAUAUUGUUCAUUUAAAUGUUUACAGUUUAAUGACAGACCACGCAUACACGAUUCACUUGUUUAUGCUAUGGAAAUUGGGUACAGACAUAUAGACACCGCGUAUGUUUACCUCACAGAAGAUAUGGUUGGCAAAGCUAUUCAUAACGUAACGUGUCGAGGAAUUGUAAAGCGAGAAGAUUUGUUCAUUACUAGUAAGCUACCAUACUCGGUUGUCACCAGGGCCGGUGUAGUGCCAGCUUUAAAGAAUGCCCUAAAAAGGCUAAAAUUAGCUUAUUUAGAUUUGUACCUUAUACACCAUCCAGUUAAUUUGUUGAAUAGAACUGGUCACAGUAACUUGGGGCUAUGGAGAGGUCUUGAAGACGCAAAGCGGAUGGGUUUGACGAAGUCGAUCGGUUUAUCGAAUUUCAACAGCACAUUCAUGACCAAGAUCUUAGCUCACGCUGAUAUUAUGCCUGCUGUUAAUCAACUUGAGGUAAACCCGACAUUCGCGAAUCUGGAGCUAGUGGCUUACUGUCAACUCAAAAACAUCACUGUGACUGCGUGGUCGCCUUUUGGUUUUCUGGUGCACAGAGUUUUGAAUAAUUUAUCGUUACCACCAACAUUCAAGGAUCCAUAUUUGGUCGGGUUGUCCGAAAAAUACGAUGUGGAUGUUAGCCAGAUUAUCUUGCGGUCGAUCGCGGUUUAG